AUUUAGUGACAGGAGCUUUGACUAGCAUUCAGAGAGCUUUACCAAAGCCUAUCUGAAGCCUUGUUGAAGCCUUUUUGAAGCUGAAGCAAGUGUAAAUGAGCCCUAAGGAGAGGGGAGGUUGGCAGGCGGCAUAAACAUGGCUCAAUUGCACAUUUUUUAUGCCCCCCCCUCCACCCCCCAACCGCAAGUCUAAACAAGGCCUUAGUACUACUUUAAAAACCUGUAUCCUCAGAACCCUCAACCUGCAGUUGAUCCAAAUGAUCUUAUUUCCAAGAAACUCAUCUCUUUUAAGUGUAAAUAAAUAAAAAAUUUACUCCAAGGUCCAAGGUGAUUGUUUACUAAAGCUGAGUGACCAAUGUCCUCAAGUAUGCCUUCUAUCUUCACUUUUGUGCGAACUAAUCUCGGAGGCUCUUUAUAAAACUGUUAAAAUAACAUUUGCACAGUUUGCGCCUUCAUUCAGAUCAGUUUCAGCAGCAAGGUUUCGCGUGAUGGAUUUUUAUAUUUUGUCAACAACAAUAACUAUUAUUUGGGAUAUGAUAUCAUAUUAUUUUUAUCUCGCAAGUGCAGGUGUGGUGCUUUCAUUCUGCAUAUUCUGCUCAUAUUGGUGAAAUCAUUAUAUUUUGCACGUGUUUUAGGGAAACUCUGAUGCUUUGUAUUACACGUGAUGCCCUUUGGCUCCCCUCUGUUGAAGCGCUGUCAGAGUUCUCUGUAGUUUGCCCCACGCAAUUCUCUUGUCACAGUGACUAGGAUUUCCUUUCCCAAGUUUUACUAGUGACUCAUUUUAUUAUUACUCUCCAUUCUCUCCUCCCACAUUAGAGACUUAUCCAAUAACCUAGCUUUGGGAUUUGGCCUGAAGAGCAUGCAUGACAAAGCACAAGCAUUUGUUUCUCAGAGAUGCCUUAGCGAGUCACGCACAGCUAUACUGGAGUAGAUACCCUCUGAGCUUGGAUUAUACACGGUACGCCAUCUGUACGGAGAGGCAGCAGGAUUGGCAGGCCGUGCUGAGGAUUGUAUGCGCAGAAUGACUAUUACCAACUGUUUAAGUGUCCAAGACGAAGCAGAAGACUACGCUGUGCACGGCCUCAUAAAGAACCCUGAUGUAAUCCUGUGUUGUCUAAACGAGCUGAUGGAUGAAGAUGAGAAAGAUAGAGCAAAGAGGGCAUCACGGAAUAAAUCAGAGAAAAAAAGAAGAGACCAGUUUAAUGUCCUCAUUAAGGAGCUGUGUACAAUGCUUCAAGGACAUGGGCACCCUCUUAAAAUGGAUAAGUCCACUAUACUGCAAAGGACUAUUGAUUUCCUCCAGAAACAGAAAGAAAUCACAGCACAGACGGAAGCCUGUGAAAUCAGGCAAGACUGGAAACCUUCUUUCCUUAGUAAUGAAGAGUUUACCCAGUUGAUGUUAGAAGCUCUAGAUGGCUUCCUCAUUGCGCUCACCACUGAUGGGAUGAUCAUUUAUGUUUCUGAUAGUGUUUCAUCUCUGCUUGGCCAUUUACCGUCAGAUUUAGUGGACCAAAAUAUAUUGAAUUUUCUGCCGGAGCGAGAACAUGGUGAGGUGUACAAGUUGCUGGCACCACACAUCCUCAUGACGGAACCAAUCACUCCAGAGUUUUUCAACAGCGAAAAACAAGUGGAGUUUUGCUGUCAUUUAGCAAGAGGAAGUCUUGACCCAAAUGAACCUCCAACUUAUGAAUAUGUAAAAUUUGUUGUAGAUUUUAAGUUUUUUACCCAUGUGCCUACAUCUUCAUAUAAUGGUUUUGAGUCGGCUGUUGCAAGGGCAUUUCGGUCAGCCAGUGAAGAACAGAUAUGUCUAGUAGCCACAGUGAGGCUUGUCACUCCACAAUUUCUCAAGGAACUGUGCAAUAUUGAGGAGCCUUGUGAAGAAUUCACAUCAAGACACAGUUUAGAGUGGAAAUUCCUAUUCUUGGACCACAGGGCCCCACCUAUAAUUGGCUACUUACCCUUCGAAGUGCUGGGAACAUCAGGGUAUGAUUACUAUCAUGCAGAUGACCUGGAGCUGCUAGCGAGGUGCCAUGUUCACUUGAUGCAAUAUGGAAAAGGAACUUCCUGUUACUACAGGUUUUUAACCAAAGGACAGCAAUGGAUCUGGCUGCAGACACGCUACUACAUCACUUACCAUCAGUGGAAUUCCAAGCCAGAGUUCAUUGUUUGCACUCACACUGUUGUUAGUUAUGCUGAAGUUCGAGCAGAGAGGAGGAGAGACCUUGGGCUUGAGGAGUCGGCUUUAGAACUGGCGGACCAAUCAGUAAAGAGUCAGAACACUUACUUGGACAUUAGACCGUGUACGAAUAAACAAGAGCCGAGCAGAGAAGGAAUGUCUGUGUCAUCACAUAGCUCUCGUAGAUCAUCUCAUACUGCUCUCUCAGACACUGCAUCAACCUCAUCUAUGAGACCCACAGAGGCCAGCACACCCUCCAGACAGUCCUUAAGUCAAAAGGAUAAACCCCAGAUGAGACUGGCACCCAGUGCAAACCAGGCUGUAGCACCUGCUCAAUCUGAACAUCUAACACAGCAUCAUGUUGUUCAACCAACUGUUUCACCACAGCAACCUAUCUUGCCAGUGUAUCCCUACCCAGCCCAGUUGGGAAUGGUGAACCAGCUAAAGGAGCAGUUGGAGGAGAGAACACGGAUAUUACAAGCAGACAUCAAAACUCAGCAGGAAGAGCUUCAUGUUAUCAAAGAACAGCUACAGCUAGUGCAAGACUCAAAUCUUCAGAUGUUGAUGCAACAGCCAAUCCCUCCUGGAUUUAAUAAUAAUGUUCAGCAGACAGACCCAAGGAGGGUGUCCCGCCAGCAGAAUGUGGUCUCCAUGCAAGGUCUAGAAAUGGGAAAGAGUUCAAAACGUUUUUGUGCAUCUCAAAUACCCACGAGUCACCAGUAUGCGACCACCAGUCAGAAUACAACACACCAGCAACACUCCCAACCUCCGCAUCAACAAGUACAACCACAAGCACAACAACACCAGCAUCCACAAGUACAGCAACACCAGCAAGUACAACAAACACUACAGCACCAGCAACAACUGCACCAGCUGCAACAGCAGCAGCAUCAACAGCAGUUACAGAAACAGCAACUGCACAAACAGCAGCAGCUACAGAAACACCAGCAACAGCUACAAAGGCAUCAUCGGGUAAUGAGCGUAAAUCAGACACAGCAGACAACUAUGUCUUUACAGACUCAUGGUAACAUUGUGAUGCCACUGUACAACAAUACAAUGAUGUUUUCACAAGCUCACCCUUCUGCUGCCUCCUCAAGGAUUUCCACUGAAACUGGGGACAGACCACAACCACCUGAAUAUGGCCAGCAUCUGAGGUUUGUCCAGGAUCCUCACUUAUUACAGAUGCAGCCAGUCACUUCCAACAACAACAGCAACACAGUGAUUUCCUCUCAUUCUGCCCCAGUCUAUAGCCCCUCUGUCAUGAUCCCUCAGUCCAGGUUUACCCAACAGCAGACCCAUCCAGCAGUUCACCUACAACACUGCCAACAGCAACCGGUCCAGCCACAUCUGUAUCUUCAGAUGCAGACGUCUGAUUCAAUGCAAACAGGCCAGUCUCAACAGAUUUACCAGCAACCUCACAUUCCUCAGCCGAACGCCAUGGGUUAUUUUCUGCAUCCUCAGCAGCAAAGUCAGUCUGGAAGCCUGUCUGACUUAUCUGAGAUGCAGCUCCCGUAAUGCACCAAGAUGGAAGAAGAGCUCUUGGACUAUAGUUGUACAACAGUAAUGCAUACUAAAGGGCCAUGAGAAGCCCAAUGUCUAUAGCACUUCCGGCCCUCUGAAGAAGCCCUCACAGCUAGAAGUGAUCAUGAAAGCACUAAGACUGAAAGAUGAGGGCCAAAACAGAAUGGAGCAGGGAUAAAGCAAGAAGCCCAUUUUGAUGAUACAAUAGAUUUCCAGCUGCCUUUAAGUAGAACAAAGAUUUUCUAUGAGUUCUUAAGUUAUAAAUAAGUACACCAAAGUGUUUGUCAGGGGCUACGUAUGAAUCUGCCAAAGUUCAGACAGUGGUCUGAUUUAUGAAGAUCCUUUUCCAAUAAAACAAGUGUAUUAUAUUGUA
This is a messenger RNA of Rana temporaria (common frog), 4070 nucleotides long. It is a transcript of the gene PASD1, whose product is annotated as PAS domain containing repressor 1. Gene Ontology annotation, biological process: regulation of transcription by RNA polymerase II; circadian regulation of gene expression. The record is from RefSeq and is a predicted model, not a curated record. Bases 1013 to 3691 code for a protein of 892 amino acids. Lineage: Eukaryota; Metazoa; Chordata; Amphibia; Anura; Ranidae. Gene Ontology annotation, molecular function: protein dimerization activity; RNA polymerase II cis-regulatory region sequence-specific DNA binding; DNA-binding transcription factor activity, RNA polymerase II-specific. The transcript is spliced from 21 exons. Gene Ontology annotation, cellular component: cytoplasm; CLOCK-BMAL transcription complex; nucleus.